Messenger RNA from Brenthis ino (lesser marbled fritillary), 2028 nucleotides. NCBI's taxonomy places the organism in Eukaryota, Metazoa, Arthropoda, Insecta, Lepidoptera, Nymphalidae. The record is from the annotation of a GenBank genome assembly.
AUGUUCGCUCGUUCAAUGUUCAUCAGUGAAGGUGACAUGACGUCGAAAGUGAAUUCUGAUCUUCUAAAGGAGAGAAAUAAGUGUAACUUUGAUAUACAAGAAUUAACACAUUUACUAGACGAUGGGGCUGAUAAUACUAAGCAGAGAAGGGAUUUUGAGGAAAAAAUCCUCAGUGUGAAGGGAAUCUUAGACGAUGUGCCAGAAGAAUAUCUUAGUCAUAAAGAAAAAUAUGAGAACGCUGUGCGAAAAGCCGUUCUUUUAACACGGGCAUUAAAAACUUACAAUGAUGAGAAUUUGCCUUUUGAAGAAAGGGUUAUGGCUAGUUUUCGCACUUCGGUAUAUGGCGCUAUUCAUAAAGACGUUUCGCCCUUCUUGCUGCAUACUGCCAUGUUUCUGACCGCUAUUUUGGGCCAAGGAACUGAUGAACAAAGAGAUUAUUGGAUUAAAAGAAUUCUAAAUUACGAAGUUAUUGGAACUUACGCUCAGACCGAAUUAGGCCACGGAACGUUCAUUCGUGGUUUAGAAACUCAAGCUACCUAUGAUCCAAGCACAGAAGAAUUCAUUCUACACAGUCCAACGUUAACUUCUUAUAAAUGGUGGCCUGGGGGCUUAGGACACACAGCAAAUUACUGCGUACUGAUGGCACAGCUCUAUAUAAAUGGCAAGAAUUACGGUAUCCAACCGUUUACGGUCCAGAUUAGGGAUGAAGAAACUCAUAUGCCCUUACCAGGUAUCAAAGUGGGGGAAAUUGGACCAAAACUUGGUUUUAAUUCAGCAAACAAUGGAUUUCUUGGAUUUGACAAUGUAAGGAUUCCCAGGACCAUGAUGCUGAUGAAGAAUGCACAAGUAUUAAAGGAUGGCACAUUUAAAGCCUCAUCGAACAGUAAGCUAACUUACGGUACUAUGGUGUACGUAAGAGUUACAAUAGUGAACACUGCCUCCAAGUACCUUGAAAGAGCAAUCACUAUUGCGAUUAGAUAUUCUGCUAUACGGAGACAGUCUCAACCAAAACCUAAUGAACCAGAGCCACAAAUUUUGGACUAUGUUACGCAACAGCAUAAGCUAAUCAUAGGUAUAGCAACAGUCCACGCUUAUCACUUCACAGUCAGGUGGCUCUGGGACUUGUACAUCAAAAUAAACAAAGAUUUAAAUCAAGGGAAACUGAGCGACUUGCCCGAGCUUCACGCGUUAGCCUGUUGUUUGAAAGUUAUCAGCUCUUCAGAUUGUACGGCCCUUAUAGAAAAGUGUCGUCUAGCGUGCGGCGGACACGGGUACAUGCUGUCCUCAUCUCUGCCCCUGUUAUAUGGCUUGUCCACAGCUACAUGCACUUAUGAAGGAGAAAAUACAGUUUUGCUGUUACAGGCUGCGAGAUCUUUGGUAAAAGCUUGGUAUCAAGCUGCCAAAGGUGAAAAACUCAGCCCUUCCAUGGUAUAUCUCACAGAAGACGUUUCGACCCCAUGGAAUAAUUCCCUCAAUGGAAUACUGAAGGGUUUCCAGAGGACAUCUAGGGGUAAAUUAUCCGCUGCUGUGUCCAGCCUUGAGCAAUACAAAGCAUCGGGACUGUCGUCUGAAGAUGCGUGGAACAAAGCGUCCAUACAAUUAACUUCGGCCGCCGAGGCGCACGCAAGAGUCAUCGUGCUGUCCGUUUACAAGAGUGAAAUAGAUCAGCGAGUGUCAAAUGUAUCUCCGCCUCUGAGAGCUGUGUUACAGCAACUUCUAGAACUCUACUUUAUUUACUGGACACUAGAAAAGAUUGGAGAUUUAUUAUUGUAUACUAAACUCUGUGAAAAGAAUGUUCGAAAAUUGCAAAGGAGAUAUGAAGAUUUACUUGAGAAUAUUCGACCUAAUGCUGUAGGAUUGGUGGAUGCUUUCGAUUUAAGAGAUGAGAUUUUGAACUCUACACUAGGAGCUUACGAUGGGCGAGCUUAUGAGCGCUUAAUGGAGGAAGCAAUGAAAAGCCCCCUUAAUAAGGAGCCAGUAAAUGAGUCUUUUCAUAAGUACCUUAAGCCUUUCCUUCGUGGAAAGUUA